Molecule: messenger RNA, 588 nt
Organism: Fusarium verticillioides 7600
Lineage: Eukaryota; Fungi; Ascomycota; Sordariomycetes; Hypocreales; Nectriaceae
Exons: 1
Coding region: 1-588 (195 amino acids)
Source: RefSeq, a predicted model, not a curated record
AUGUGUUCCACUAGCGAAACUAUCCCGGCUUGGGAACAGAAAAUCCGUGAUAUGGCGCUCUCUGAUCCAGGUCUCGAGAUAUCAGUCAACUCUCUGGAAGCUGUCGAGAACGCUCAUUUCGCGGCACUAAUCUAUAAGAAAUACGAUCCAGUACCAGACAACGUCAGGGUUCAGCUUAUCAGCAUCCAUAUAGUCACUGUCCAGAAUGUUGAGACUGCUACCAGGACAUGCAUCGAUACAAUCCAAGGCUUUAAGAAUGAGAAGCCCAAUAGAGACGUCUGGGGUCGUGCCAUCAGCGAAGCUUGCUGGACCGCCAAACAAAGCUUUUCUGACCGAUUCGAUAAUGCUUCAGAUCAGGCUGUCGAAACUAUUACUGCCCUGCCUCCUACGCAGCAUGAAGGAGCCGCCGCACUCUUCAGCUACGGCAUGGGUAUUGUCAGAAAGGUUACCAAUCAGGCAUCAGACGGAAUUUUGGACAUUGACACCAAGGAGCUUUUGGCAGAGAAUUGGAAUAAGCUUACAGAAGUGGAUAACGAUGUCAAGGCCGGGUGCAGCGCCGCUAGAGAUGCCCUGAAUUCGAUGUUCUAG